GUUUAGCCCUAAUUUAUAAUAAGCAAUAUAGUUUAGUACAAUAAUUGGUAAUAUUUACUUAAAAUACAGAGCCCAACCAUCUGCGAAUUAACAUUAUGCAUUAUAAUUAAUCAUUUUAAAAACUUAAAUAAUCAUUCUGUGUUCUCAAGUCUGAAUUUAUUUCAAUUCCACCUUUUUAUUGUCAAUUUGAUGAAAUUUUGUUGCACAUAGACAUAAUAGGCAGCACAUAGACAUAACCGUGUGUGAGUGUAGAGCUGGGUGGGGUGGAUGAGGGAUUUGUUUGUUGGAGUUGUAUUUGGUUGUUCAAUUCUGUAGCUUGGUUUCUAGAUUUAUGAUCAUUAUUAUUGACUUGAUUUCUUAUAAAAUUAUUUCAGGCUAUGUGAUUAAUUCUUGCUCCAUUGUGAAGUAUGAUAAAUCAACGCAAUUAUCUAAAAUUUCUGGAUUGGAAAAAUAAUCUGUUUGGUGUUGCUUGCUUGCUCUAUUUGCUUCUUGUAUAUGGUCUAAUAUGUGGUGCAUUAUUUAUGUUGUAUAGACAACUGAAGGAGAUGCUUUAACUUGGAAGCUGGUAAAGAUUAAAAUGAAUUUAAUUUCACAUUUUCUUGUUCAUUCAUGCUUUUUCCUUUUCUCCUUUUUAAUUUGUUUUUGAAUGGAAAAAGCUUCAUUUUUUAGCUAUUGUAGAGGUCUUGAGGAAUUUCUUGUUUGUUUCUCUGAUUCUGUGUCAUCAAGAUGGAUGUAGCAUCAGGCUAACAACCAAGAAAACUAGCUGUGUCAUCAAAAUGGAUGGCUAUAGAUGGAUGGAUCAGAUUUUAUCUGUCUUUCUGGUGAAUUUGGAUGUAAAUAUAAAUUUCUUGGCAUCUGGUUUAUAAUUUGCCAGGUUCUUUUGGAAAUGUGCACUAAAAUAAUCCAGGGCGUUUCAUUUUCUUCCUUGCAAGUUAUGAGAUUCUGGGGAUUAAAUCUUUUGCUAACUUUCAGUUUAUGCAGUAGAAAAUAGAAAAAGAUAUAGCCCCCAGACCUUUAAGGAGGUAUUUGUGAACGCCAAAAACUGUUGGUGAUGCUUUAAUUGACAGAAAUUCCACUACACUCUUCACUUAAAUUAGCUACAUGAUUCAUAUGGUACAACUGAGAUAAAGACAGUAAAGCUGGUUGACACACUAAAAUAAACGUGGUUAAGAAAGAAAGACUGCUUCCUCGUCUACUUUGUUGUUCCAGCACCAUCAUCCUCAGGGAGGGGAAGGGGUGUGACUAUAGCUUUUAUGGAAAGUAUUUUCUAUUUGGUUGCUCUAUUUGCUUCUUCCUCUAUUUGUUGAGCCAUGAUCCUAGCGAGCACUUAAGUUGGUUUUCUAUUAGUCUAGAUUAAUAUUCCAUUCACUUGAAUAAGUCUCAAUGAUAUGUCAAUUUUUGGAAACCGAGUGGCUAUGUUCUCUUGACUUUUUAUGCGACAUAACUCUGGGUUUGGAUGGGAUCAUGUGACGAAGAAAUUUACUGCUAGUGAUGAAGUAUGGGACGAUUACUUUAUGUCUCAUUCCGAAGAUAAAAGUUAUCGCACAGACACUUUUCUAGACUAUGAGGAUUUGAGAAUUGCAAUGGGAAGUGGGACAGCUGUUGGGACACACUCAAUUGCAUUAGGGGAUAAUACUGAUGCAAGAACAUUUUAUACAGAAGAAAGAAGAGUUAGCGACAGUUUAAUAGACGACUUCAUGUAUGAUCCUGAUACUGAAACAUUUAUAGUAAUUGAUAAACAAGAUCUUAUAAGUUCAGGGGUUUGCCCAUUAAUUCGAAAACGAAGUAGAACAGAAUUUGAAGCAAAAUCUAGUUCGUUUGAGCCCAAAAGCACUCAAUUAGGCAUUUUAGAUAAACUUGCUAGUACAUUUGACAAGAUCACUCAAGCAAUUGAAUCAAUUGACACCAGAGAGCCUAAUUGUUGGAACAUUAUCAAGGACAUCCCAAACUUGGAGGAUGAUGAUCGUUUUAAGGUCCUUGAUUUGCUUAAUACAAAAGCAAAAAAGUCUGAGUUCUUGAACAUGACACCCGAAGAACGUUCUAAAUGGAUAACAUUUAAAUUAAAUUGAAGCUUUGUUUUGUGGACAUGAUUCAUAGUA
Molecule: messenger RNA, 2099 nt
Organism: Olea europaea var. sylvestris
Lineage: Eukaryota; Viridiplantae; Streptophyta; Magnoliopsida; Lamiales; Oleaceae
Exons: 2
Coding region: 1434-2069 (211 amino acids)
Source: RefSeq, a predicted model, not a curated record